AUUGGCAGGCCUUGGAUUGAGUGGGUCAAUGGGGUACCAGCUACGAAGCUUAACAUCUUUAACUUACUUGUGAGGCCUAUGUACAGGGAUAUGAGUCGUAACAACCUUGAAGGUGAUGUUCCAUACAACCUUCCACCAAAUGUUCUGCAUAUAAAUCUGGCUGGUAAUGGCUUUACUGGUGUGGUUCCUUAUUCAAUUUCUUCAAUGACUGACCUUAAAUAUCUAAAUCUUGGUCAUAAUCAGCUCAAUGGUCAGUUGAAUGAUAUGUUUGGGAAUCUUCGGAAGCUUCGUGUGCUAGAUCUCUCAUUCAAUAGCAUAUCUGGUAACCUGCCUCAGAGUUUUGGAUCCCUCUCAAGUCUCAACACUUUGCGCUUACAGAACAAUCAAUUUACUGGUCCAAUUGAUGUCCUUGCCAGUAUUCCCCUUGAUGAACUACAUUUGGAAAAUAACAAAUUUGGUGGAUGGAUACCGGAGGAGUUGAAGCAUAUAAAAAGUAUUCAAACUUCAGGUAAUUCGUGGUCUUCCGGGAGUGCACCUCCUCCACCAAAUUCGCCUGGGGGUUUUUCAGAACAUGGUAGAAGCAGCUCAGGAACAAAAUCCGACAGUGUCAAGCAUUCAUCCAAAGGUGGGGAACGUGACAAGAAAUCUGGUCUAAGUGGGGUAGCUAUAGCUGGAAUAGUGAUAGGAGUUUUGGUGGUUGCUGGGAUUUUGGUAGCCUUUUUAGUUAGAAGAUCUUCUUCAAGUCAUUAUCUCAAUGAAGAAAAUCUUAGCCAAUGCAGACCAUUCAGUCCACUAGUCUCACAUGAGUUUAAAGAACUGAGGACAAUGGAGUCAUCUUCUUCUAUAACAAUGAAGACUUUGCAGAACUCUUCUUCAAUGGCUCUCAAGCCUCCUCCAUCUGAUCGGCUGAAGUCCUUUAAUGAGACUGAUUUCGCUAACAAGUUCAAUGCAAAGAGAAGUAACACUCCUAUAAGUGCAAUCUCUUAUUCUUUUCCAGAUCUGCAAAAGGCCACAGGAAGUUUUGGUGCUAAUCACCUUAUUGGAGAGGGAUCUGUUGGGCGUGUUUAUAAGGCACAGUUUGCUGAUGGAAAGCUUAUGGUUGUGAAGAAGAUUGAUCCAGCAGCCCUACCACGGGACUCAACUGAAGAUUUCAUGGGUGUCAUUUCCAACAUCUCGAGGCUGCACCAUCCAAACAUCACUGAACUUGUUGGUUAUUGCACAGAGCACGGUCAGCGCUUGUUAGUGUAUGAAUUAUUGAGGACUGGCUCACUUCACAAGUUCCUUCAUCUCUCAGAUGACUAUAGCAACCCACUGACAUGGAAUACUCGGAUCCGGAUUGCUCUUGGAACUGCUCGGGCUCUAGAGUAUUUGCAUGAAGUGUGCUCCCCCUCUGCUGUUCAUAAAAACAUCAAGUCGGCUAACAUCUUGCUAGACACUGAACUCAAUCCUCACCUUUCUGAUUGUGGCUUAGCAAGUUUCCGAUCUAAUGCCGACCACCAGGUUGGGUAUAAUGCACCUGAGUGCACCACAGUGGACACAUAUACUUUGAAAGGUGAUGUGUUCAGUUUUGGGGUUGUGAUGUUGGAGUUGUUAACUGGCCGGAAGCCCUUUGACAGUUUCAAGCCAAGAUCAGAGCAGUACUUGGUACGGUGGGCCACUCCCCAACUCCAUGACAUUGAUGCAUUGGCCAAGAUGGUUGAUCCGGCUCUACGUGGGCUCUACCCCCCGAAAUCUCUAUCUCGAUUUGCCGAUGUUAUAGCACUUUGUGUCCAGCCUGAACCGGAAUUCCGACCACCAAUGUCAGAAGUGGUGCAAGCUCUGGUUCGAUUGGUGCAACGUUCAAGCAUGAACAAGAGAUCUGCCAUUUCGGCCUCUGGCUUAGAUGAUCCUGGUGCUUCUCGCCGAACUGAUGACUCGGACCCCAGUGAGUAUAUGUACUACUGAUGAAGCACAAAUGACUUGAUGCUGAGUACACGAGCUGCUUGGCAAUCUUCGAGCGCAUCCAUGACAAUUGAGAUGGUUAUAGUGAUGGACUGCAAAGCCAGUUUCAGGUUGGGCGAUCCUCUCUCCUCGCCCUUUCUAAAAUUUUCACACGUUUGUAAACGUUAUAUGAGUAUUGCUCCCGGAAAUUGAGGGUAACCAGAAAAUUUGUAUGUUUGUAUAAGAAUGGCACCCCGAAAUCUUGGGUGCCUCCGAGGCCUUUUUAUGUUUAAAAGCUAUUCUCUUAAGUAGGAUUAUUUGUGAGUUACUAAAGCAAGCAUCUUCCAGGGUGGUUGUAUUAA
Molecule: messenger RNA, 2282 nt
Organism: Amborella trichopoda
Lineage: Eukaryota; Viridiplantae; Streptophyta; Magnoliopsida; Amborellales; Amborellaceae
Source: RefSeq, a predicted model, not a curated record